Molecule: messenger RNA, 3144 nt
Organism: Teleopsis dalmanni
Lineage: Eukaryota; Metazoa; Arthropoda; Insecta; Diptera; Diopsidae
Gene: Dnaaf5
Product: dynein assembly factor 5, axonemal
Exons: 5
Coding region: 125-3085 (986 amino acids)
Biological process (GO): inner dynein arm assembly; outer dynein arm assembly; cilium movement
Cellular component (GO): cytoplasm
Molecular function (GO): dynein intermediate chain binding
Source: RefSeq, a predicted model, not a curated record
AAUUUCAAAAUAUUUUUAAAAUUUUUGGAAGGAAUGAAGAAGACAUGUAGCUAAGCAACACAAUUUUAUUUAUUCCAGAACAUUCGCUUUUGGUAAUUGAUUUGAAGUAAGAAUUUGUCGCAAGAUGAGUAACGAAAAUCGACCACAAGUUUCUGAUAUUCCAACUGAAGUUUCUGAUAGUCCAGCAGCAGAGAUUUGUGAGAAUAUAACUGAAGCCUCUGAUAUGCCAACAGUGGUGCGUGAUAAUAUAGCAGAAGCCUCUGAUAGUCCCAAAGAAUUUUCUGAUAGUUCACCAGCAGCAGUUUGUGAUAAUAUAACCGACGCUUCUGAUAUGCCAACAGUGGUGAGUGAUAAUUUAGCAGAAGCUUCUAAUAUGCCACCAGUGGUGCCUGAUAAUAUGGUUGGUGCUUCUGAUAUUCCUAAAGAAGUUUCUGAUAUUCCAAAAGAAGCUUCUGAUAUCCCCAAAGAAGCUUCGGAAAGUUCAACAGCAGCUGUUAGUGAUAAGGAAACAGAAGCUAUUGACAUGUCAGUAGUGGUUCGUGAUAAUAUAGUAGAAGUUUGUGACAAUUUGCAGUCAAAAGAUUUGCGCAGCAGAAAGUUUGCGCUAAUAACGAUUGACUUUGUUGUCGAAAAAAGUAAACUCUCUGAAGAAUUGUUGGUAACAUUUUUUGAUGGAGUCUAUUUGCAUUUGCUGCAAUGCUACAGUGAUCGCUAUGAAUUCAUGCGCGAAGGCGGCAUAAAAGGUGUAACCAAAUUUGUGCUGCGGAUGCCGCCAAAUGAUUUCCAUUUGGUGAACAUUUUGACAAUAAUCGAGGAACGCAUGGGGCAACAGGAGACUUUGGAAAAGAGCGAAGAGAUACGUUUGGAAUUGAUAAAACAAUUACAUGAAAUUCUAGGAUACUUCAUAAAAAAUGGAAAGGUGCUUUCACUGCAGGCAUCCUAUGACAAAAUAGUUUGUGUAUUAAAGAAAGCUGUGCGUGAUGAUUAUCAUGUGGUGAAGCGUGAAGCUUUCAAUUGCAUUGUUACUGUGUCACAAAAGGUGGAUACGUACACGUUUCAAGCGCACGUAGAGCCUUUGGCUAAAGCAAUAUAUCCCGCUUUGAAUCACAAACAUGCUGAAGUGCGUCGAAAUGCUGUCAAAGCUUUGGCACAACUUGCUUUGCAUAUCAAUCCAAAAGAAGAGGCAUUAUCGCAGCUCAUAAUGGAAGUGUCACCAUUGCUAAUGGAUUCGAUGCCACUGGUACGUCGCGAGGUUGGAGAAAUGGGUGUACUGAUGUUGCUAGAGUUGCGGGAUCGCUAUUCAUAUUUUGAACGCAUUUUGCCGCUUGUGUUGUCGUGCUUGGCGGAUACUACACCUGAAGUAGUGAACUACAUACAGCCUUUGUGGGUUAAGUGUGGCAGACAGUAUUUUGAUGAAAAUGAAGCGGAAUUGCAGAAGCAGGAAAUUGCAGAUUUGCCGGUUGUAAAUUAUCCAAUUAAUGUUCAGCGACCAACGAUUGGUUGCCGUGCGCUUGUGCAACGUACGUUGCGCGUACUUAUGCUUAUCACACGCGAGUCCACAGAUUGGAAGGAUAACGUUCGUAUGCAUUCACUGAAAUUACUCUAUCAAUACGUAUUGCAUGCAGAAGCCGCUAUGACAGCUAAAUUUUUUGAGAUCUUCCCGGAAAUAUCACGUGCCUGUCGAGAUGAAGAAGUGGAGGUGAAUAAAGAAGCCUAUAAGGUUGCUGAUAUUAUGGGACGUUUGUUCUCCUACGCUGAUUGGUGUGAACAUGGUUUCGAUGGACUGGCUAAAAACGCUCGGGAGGGGUAUUUGAAAUCUUUCUAUUAUAUGUUUAAGGUGUCGUGUGGAGUUAAAGAGGAGGAUUUACUACGAGUUUCAAGAAUUUUGAUUGAACCGGAGUUUUCACAAUGCUUAAAGAUCUAUUUUCAAGACUACGUCAUAAAGUUGGUUCAGGUUAUUUUAAAAAAAUGUAAUAUAAAUACCAUGGACCCAACUGAUAAUACAAUAGAUAUAUCAAACGAUAAUUUAACCUUAAGCGUUGAUAUAGCUGAUGAGUUUUUAAAAAAUGUCUACAUCACUACAAUGAAAGUGAUGGCCUUGUCGUAUGAAUCUGAACAUAGUAUAGCGCGUGAUAUAAAGAUUAGAGGUUACUCAAUAUUACAACAGCUGGCAGAGAAACGUGGCACCACUAUUGAUGGUUUACAUGAAGAGCUAUUCACUAGUGCCUUAGCUUAUGUGGUCGAUUUGGAUGCACCAAUUGAUGAACGCAGUGAACCGUUGCUGUUGUUUUAUGGUUUAAUCGCUAUUGGCAAUUUCCAUCAUACGUACAUGGAACAGUUGAAGUCGAAAAUACUAUUAGUUUGGAAGCAUUAUAAGAAUAUGGCUAAGAUCAAAGUGUUUAGCGCUAUAUCUAUAGCAAUGUUGAAGUGGGAAAACACAGUAACUACAGCGCUUAGUGUUGAGAAGAGUGCAGAAAUAUUGAAAGAUUUCGUAGAUAUCAUUGUGGUACCACAUUUACUUUGGCGUGCUGGUGCACAUGCAGAGGCUAUGCGUACCUUUGCCACUGCCACAAUAUGCACGAUUUCUCAAGGUGCUCCGGCGGAGGCUAAAAUUAUACUACCAAAAUAUAUUGGCUACAUGAGUAAUCUAUUGGAGGACAACUCAACUGCUACACGCCAUAAUGCUAUCAAAUGUUUGUUCAAUUUUGGUGAGAUACCUGUCGAGGAUUUACGUUUAGCUGCUUAUGCUACACUGCAAAGAUUAGAUGAUCCAUCUGCUGAUAUACGUGUACUGGCUAUCCAUGCUAUUCCACACUUAAAGCCAAAAUUCGAAAAGGCAAAAGGAGAGGAGGGAGAAUAUGAGCAUACCAUUUGGGAGACGUUCAUAGAAAGAGCAGUUAAUAUGUUCCUUCUACAUUACGAAGGACCGGAAAAGCGUGUACAAGCAGCUAUAAAAAUUGCUUUGAUUGAACUCUCCAAAACAUAUCCCAAAAUAUGUCAAAAUUGUUACAAAAAGACAAUAUCAAUGACUUCCGUUGACUCAGAGCUUGCUAAGUUGGGAAAUGAGCUAUCGAUUAAUACAUAGACUGUUUAAUAUAAUUUCUUUAUAAAUUUAAAUUAAGCUUAUUUAUUUAAUGAAACAAA